AUGGCCGUGAUCGAGGAAGUCGAUGAAGAUAGUGUCUCUUUGCUUCGAGUAAAAGAGGACAUGCUGCGGCGAAGAGGUGCUCAGCUCACAACCGAGGGGGACGACGCUCCGGCGUGGCACGAUUCAGACGACGAAGACGAUGGCCCCAUGCUCGAGGAAGACACGGCGCAGUGGCUGUAUGAGGAGGUGGAAGACGCCAAACUCCCUGACUCGGUGGCGUUUGUACUCGAUCUCGUGUCGUGGAGCAUCCCCUUCGUUUUCGCUUUUGAGCUGCUGAAUCUUCUCGUUCAGAAGCAAUACAACCAUGAGACGACGGUGCUGGACGAGAUCCGCACCCUCCUAUCCCGUAUACCCCCUCUCAUCCUACUGAUCGCAUGGAACCUACGAGAAAAGCGACGCUGGCUCACACAGGCCGUCAUGUUUGUGCUAGGCACUGUGGCAGGAUGCUACAUGGCUUACUUGGUGAAUCAGGCUUCGUUCCAGCGUGCCAUGGCACGUGCACCGGCGGUCGGUACCCUGUGGUUCCUGGCGAUUGUGCGCUUGGACCUCACGGCCUGCGUGUUUAGUCUGCUGCUGUUCGCCGCCUACGUCUGGGGCGCUGGGUAUCGCCUCGUUCUAUAG
Malassezia restricta is the source of this 621-nucleotide messenger RNA. Its product is annotated as 40S ribosomal protein S25. The coding region runs from base 1 to 621 and encodes 206 amino acids. The record is from RefSeq and is a predicted model, not a curated record. The transcript is spliced from 4 exons. NCBI's taxonomy places the organism in Eukaryota, Fungi, Basidiomycota, Malasseziomycetes, Malasseziales, Malasseziaceae.